AUGAUAUGUUGCCUGCGGCAGGAGGUGUGGGAGUUUCUAAGCAAUGCUGAAACACUUACUGAAGACAGAGUGGAUGAGGUGUUGAAUGUGUUCAUGAAAGAUUUCAAAGAGGGUUUGCUGGAAGCCAAGAGCUGGCCAACCUAUCUUUCUGCUGCAUACGCAUUAUCAAAAGCUUCCCUAAAUGCCUACACAAGGGUCCUGGCCAAGAAGCAUCCAGACUUGAUGAUUAACUGUGUCAACCCUGGCUAUGUGAAAACAAAUGGUAUUGGUGUCUUAACUGUGGAAGAAGGUGCCCAAAGUCUGGUGAGAUUAGGCCUCCGCCCUGGGGGUGGCCCUUCUGGCUUGUAUUUUUUUAGAAUGGAAGCAUCAGAUUUCUGA
Diospyros lotus (date-plum) is the source of this 378-nucleotide messenger RNA. Its product is annotated as (+)-neomenthol dehydrogenase-like. Gene Ontology annotation, cellular component: membrane. The record is from RefSeq and is a predicted model, not a curated record. The transcript is spliced from 2 exons. The coding region runs from base 1 to 378 and encodes 125 amino acids. Lineage: Eukaryota; Viridiplantae; Streptophyta; Magnoliopsida; Ericales; Ebenaceae.